Messenger RNA from Epinephelus moara (kelp grouper), 1662 nucleotides. It is a transcript of the gene cimap1b, whose product is annotated as outer dense fiber of sperm tails 3B. The coding region runs from base 155 to 934 and encodes 259 amino acids. Lineage: Eukaryota; Metazoa; Chordata; Actinopteri; Perciformes; Serranidae. The transcript is spliced from 7 exons. Gene Ontology annotation, cellular component: cytoskeleton. The record is from RefSeq and is a predicted model, not a curated record.
GUCAGAGAGACGUCUCCACGGCAGCGUUGUCAUAGUGAAGCUGACAACAGGCACUAAACAAUCUGUGUUUGGGUUCAGUGCACAUGCUGAGUUCCUGGGAUCUCACCGUAAUACCCUGACACACAGAGAGGCUCACAGCAACAUCAGGAUACUCAUGAGGGUAAUGUCAAGUGCUGAACCUUGGGUUGGGACCUGGAGGCCCCACAAGCCAAGAGGGCCCAUAGCUGCCCUCUAUGGCAGCCCAGGGCCCAAGUAUGCACUGCCUGGACUCACAGGAGUUUCUCAACAUGACCCCACUAAAUACAAAGCACCAAUGUUCAGCUUUGGGGCACGUCAUGACCGCAAGCUAGAGAGCUCCCCUGGACCAAGCUACCUCAUCCCCUCCAACGUCACCAAAGUGGGCAGAGACGGCACUCCUGCGUUUUCACUCCACAGCCGUCCAAAGGAGCCACAAUUGUUCCAGGCUCCCGGACCAGGCAAAUACUCCCCAGAGCAUUCAGUAAAGGCGAUCUUCCGCUCCGCUCCUGCUUAUUCUCUAUCUGGGAGGGGCAAAGACAUCAACACCAUCCAAACACCAGGUCCAGCCUCCUACUCUCUGCCCCCAGUGCUGGGAGACAAAACUGUGGCCACAUCUGCAGCUCCCACCUUCUCGUUUUGUGGCCGCAGCAAAAACGGAAGCUUCCAUGAGGACCUGAAGAAGACUCCUGGCCCCGCUGCCUACAAAGUUGUGGACCCUUGUAUUUACAAUAAAAAACCUCCCCAGUUUAGCAUGACAGGCCGCAACUUCCCACCCAGUGAAACCACAAAGAAACCAGGACCUGGCGCACACUGUCCUGAGCAGGUGACCUUCACAAGAGCAAAAGCUCCGAGCUUCUCCUUUGGACUACGUCACUCGGAGUUCAUCGCACCCCUCAUCAUAGAUGUGCCUGAAUAAUCACACAUCAUCUCAUUUCAACCAGAAAUUCACACAGCAUAAAACAAAAAGCACAAUAAAGCUCAGAAAGCAAACUGUGCAGGAUUAUUGAGAUCAGAUUAUAUCGCCACAGUUGAAAGGUCUCACUGUGUUGGUACAUGUCACUUUGUCAGGGUUAUGACCACUAUCAGUAUUUGAAGUAAGGUAUACUGAAUUUAAAAAAGGCUUCAUGAGUGGCACAUGUCUGACAUUUGUAUUAAUGUAACUUGAUUUUUAAGAAAGUAUCCUAGACUGGUUUUAUUUUCCGAGCUUUUUCUUGUUGGUUCAGAAAACUACUAAUUAUUUUUGAUUGGGUAAUUAACAUUUUCAGUCAGUACUUUAUAAGAAUCAAUCAUAACAUGUCAUGGCAGGUGUUUAUAGUAAUAUAAAAGGUGUCCCAGUGAGGGAGCCAGCAUGCACCAUAAAGCAAGGCUCUGGUACUGGCCUGACCUGAAUGGAAUGAAGCCAGUAUUAAUGCUUUUAGACAUACCUGCUGUGUCAGUCAAGAAGGGUCUGUGUUUAGCUGGCAAAUAAAUCAUCAGUGUAACAGAGACUAUGAAAUUAUUUUAUUAAGAGAAGUGAAAUGUUAUUGUUUUAUCGAGGAUGUUGUAUUGCCUCCAAUCCUACUAAAACCUUUGAAAAAAAAUCACUUGUCCUCUACACACCCAAUUCACUUCAACAUUAUAUUAAACACUUACACAAUGACAUUA